AUGGCUACACUAAGUGACCUUGAGCGCAUGCUAUCUGAUGAAAGCGAAGGUCCGAAAGCCCUUCCAUUAUCACUUCUAUUUGACAUCACAAAAGGUUUCUCUGAUGAUCUGAAAAUCGGAAGUGGUGGGUUCGCGGUGGUUUAUAAGGGAAUUCUCGGCAAUGGAUUGGUUGCCGUGAAGAGACUGAACAAUUCGUAUAUGAUUGACGAAGAAUUCCUCCAGGAGGUGAAAUGUCUGAUCAAGGUGAAGCACCAAAAUGUAGUAAGAUUUCUUGGAUACUGUGCUGACACACAAGGGGUUGCAGAGACAUACAACGGGAAUUUUGUCAUGGCAGAUGUACAUCAAAGAUUGUUUUGCUUUGAGUAUGUACCUAAUGGUAAUCUUGGUGCUUAUAUCAGCGAGGCGUCUCAUGGACUUGAAUGGAGAAAGCGCUAUCAAAUUAUUAAGGGAAUCUGUGAGGGUUUAAAUUAUCUUCACCAGAAUAAUAUUGUUCAUUCAGAUCUCAAUCCCGCGAAUAUACUACUAGAUAAUAAUAUGGUGCCAAAAAUCGCUGACUUUGGAGUCUCGAGGUGCUUUCGUGAUAACCAAAGUGGCGAUAUUCUUACAAAAGUGGUUGGAACAAUGGGAUAUAUGGCACCAGAAUUUUUUAGUGGAAAAAUCAAGUUGAAAUCAGAUAUAUAUAGUCUUGGUGUUAUAAUCACGGAGAUAGUGACAGGAAAGAGGCAUAGCGAAGAUGAGGAUGUAAUUGAAAUUUGGAGGAAUAGGUUGGAGAGAUCGAAAGAACACUCACAGUUGGAGCAAGUAAAAGUGUGCGUUAAGCUUGGGACAGAGUGCACUGAGUUUAACCCAGGAAAGAGGCCACCUAUACAACUUAUAAUUGACAGGCUUGCUGAAAAAAAAAAGUAUGGACUGGUCCAUCAAAACUGCAGUGAGUUUGACGGUAGAGCAAGGAGAAAAGGCUUCCAAUGA
Triticum turgidum subsp. durum (durum wheat) is the source of this 969-nucleotide messenger RNA. The record is from the annotation of a GenBank genome assembly. NCBI's taxonomy places the organism in Eukaryota, Viridiplantae, Streptophyta, Magnoliopsida, Poales, Poaceae.